AUGGCCGCUCCUCGCUCUACUUCCCUGCGCGCUCUGCGCCAGGUCUCUCAGUACUCUGCUACUCCUGUAACCCGCCGUGGCCUCCACAUCACCGGUGUUCAGUCCGCCCAGCCUGUCAACUCUUCCGACAAGGCUUCCCUCUCCAAUCACGAUGUCCUUCAGUCACGAGCUUUCGCCAUGGCCAUGCGCAGAAUCAACGGCAACGCUUUCUCAGACUCCUCCCGCCAGUUCAACACCUCCCGCUCAUCAAAAGCCAACGGUGACAACUCCACUGUCGACUUCAUCUUCAUGCCUUCAAUGGUCGAUCUCGAAGCGGGUCCUCGAUCUUACUCCCCCCGAGUCCCGGUCCUUCCCGACCUAUCCUCCCACCAGGCAUCUCACUCAUCAUCCGCCCCACCCAUGAAGCCCCAGAUCUACACUGUCGCCGGUGCCGGCGCUGACGUCGCUGCCAGCGCCAUGAGCGAGGUUGUUGACAACCACUCUGUGGAUCUGGACCCGUUCUCAUUGACCGAAACUGUUGGUCGCUCACGGACUGGUGAGAUGUUGCAGCGUCAGGCCAAUGGCUCUGGAGCCGGUCAGCCUGGUGUUGUCAAGGAGCUGUGGGCUGGGUUCUUGGAUGAUGUCCUUGGCCCCAAGCAGUCUGCCGCUCGCACUUAA
This is a messenger RNA of Penicillium odoratum, 657 nucleotides long. RefSeq lists its product as uncharacterized. The coding region runs from base 1 to 657 and encodes 218 amino acids. The record is from RefSeq and is a predicted model, not a curated record. The transcript is spliced from 2 exons. Lineage: Eukaryota; Fungi; Ascomycota; Eurotiomycetes; Eurotiales; Aspergillaceae.